GGUCGAUAUUGGGAUAAUAUCACGAUCUAGAGCUUCAUGAUGCUAUUGAGGUGAGGAAUGGCAACAUCAAGGUGAGAUUUUGAUCGACGGCAUCUUGUUGGAGAGGGCGUGGCAUAUGAUGGAUGAGAGGGGUUCGCGAUAAGCGAUGAGAAGCGAUGGUUGAGGAGGGACAACAGUUGGUGCUUACCUAGAGACAGGUUGGGCUUAUAAGACGAGUUGAAGUAUAAAAAGUCACAUAACUCCCUUCUAUGUGACCCUACUUAACUCUCCACGAGCACCCAACUAUUUUGAAGAGAUUCAGGCUUGGGCCCUCAGGAACAAAAUGGCUUCUUCCGCGGCUGCGUUACUAGCAGCAUUCCUCUUCGCGCCGUCGGCAUUGGCUCUCUCCUUACCACCGCUGAUCCCCCUCAUUCCUGGAGUUACCGAGCCCUUGAGUACUCUCGCCCCUCCUCUUCCUAUCUUGCAAAUCCCAACGCCACCGCUGGAAAGUCCUCCCUUCGAGGCUAGCAAUAUUAAACCCAAGAAGAUAGGCUAUUUCUGGACAGCCGCGGGAGACAAUCAACAUAAGGAUUUCUUGGCUACCUAUAGUCUUGACGACGACACUUUCGGAACCCUGCUCUGGGUUACUGAUGUCCCAUCAAGUGGCAAUAGUCCCCACCACCUUGGCCCUUCACAUGAUGGGAAGACUCUCAUUGGUGGCGGAUUAUUGUCCUUACUGAAGACCCAAGACACCGCCUUCUACUUCGAUGUUUCAGACCCGUACCGUCCAACUUUCAAGAAGAGUAACCGUGGUAUUCUUUCGUCUAUCGUUGAUGAGAUUCGUGCCAAGCCCGAUGGAGGAUUCUUCAUCACGUACAUGGGAUCUGCUCUCGGCACUUCACCCGGUCGCCUCGUUGAAACGGAUGCCGAAUUCAACAUCAUUCACGAAUGGCCUGAGAGUGUGGAUGGUGUCCUCAAUAUCCUUGGGGAACAAUUCUCUCCGCACGGAUUGACCAUUGACUUUGACAAGAAUGUCAUUUUGACAUCCGACUACGUUAUUCCGCUCAGUAUCUUGAAGCCCAGCUUAGGUAUUCAGAGAGGAAAUACCCUGCGACUAUGGGACCUUCCCUCGCGAGAAAUCAUUAGCACAAUUGAAAUUCCGGAUGGAGGCGGUAUUCAAGAUGUCAAGUUCAUUCCCGGUAACCCUGAGACAGCAGCUCUUGCGACCGCCGUGCAUUUGGGCCAAGUGUGGAUCAUUUAUCCCUUCCGUAAGGAUAGCAACGGCAAGCAGGGAGUUGCGAAGCUAUUAUACGACUUGGGUCCCAAAGCUCGUGACACCACUGCUAUUUACUCCGAUAUCUCGGCAGAUGGCAAAUUCGCCUAUUUCACGCUAACCACGGCGGACCACAUCGCGGCUCUCGACAUUUCAGACUUGGAUAACGUGAAGCGACUCGAUGACCCCGACGAGGACCAGCCCACAAUUGGUCCCCACUAUAUCAAGAUUACGCCGGAUCAGAAGCAUAUCGUGGUUACGGACUACUUCGUGCAGACCGGUGAAAUCGGCCUCAUCAACACUCCAGCCGAUUUCAAGGCGCUUUACAUCGAUAUCCUUGACGAUGGAUCAUUGAGCUUUAACCGCAGCAUAGAUUUCCCCCGCGAAUUCGCGAACAGGGGCGGUGCCAAGCCCCACUCUUCCGUGGUGUUCGAUCUUUCAGAUCCGGAAAACCCUAUUUACUAUUAAAUUGGUGUUAUUGAUGGCAAAUGCGACGAUGACGAUGAUGGUAUGGGGAUAUUAAACUUUUGGAAUAAUAUAUAAUGUUUUUAUAUGAUGACGGAUGCUUGGUGGGC
Messenger RNA from Hypoxylon trugodes, 1827 nucleotides. RefSeq lists its product as uncharacterized. The record is from RefSeq and is a predicted model, not a curated record. The coding region runs from base 323 to 1720 and encodes 465 amino acids. Gene Ontology annotation, molecular function: protein binding. NCBI's taxonomy places the organism in Eukaryota, Fungi, Ascomycota, Sordariomycetes, Xylariales, Hypoxylaceae. The transcript is spliced from 7 exons.